CAUAACCUAUAAAUCUUUUGUGCAAUCUAGUGUUUUAUAAAAGAUUGUCAUUACAUUUGUUGUAUAAAUAAAUAAUUUCUCUAGUUUAUAAGCGCUUUUUUAAUUUGUCUUUAUGGCGUCAAAAAAGGUAUUUGAUCGGUGUUGUAAUCCUUUUGAGUUGGAAUCUCAUUUUAAAAAAAUUGGUUUACGUCCGGCGACUGAUAUUAUGAAAGUAACGUUAGGAUUAGAUGAUAAUUAUUUAUUAUGCAGUUCAUGUCGAAAAAAAGCUUCAGAGUUAGUGAAGCAACAAACAAAUGCUCGUAAUGAUCCUAGUGCUGAUGUAAGUGACCGUGAAGACAACUAUAGUGACAAUAAUGACAACAAUGAUCAGGCUGAUAAUGAUAGUAAUACAAGUGCCACGGAUCUCCCAUUAUCCUUAUCAUUCCGUUCCAUGUCAUUUGAUAGCGAACCCAAAGCAUCACAAUCAAGCUCAGGAUCCCAAGUUAGCGCUGCAACUCAAUUACCCGUAAUAAACCCCGCAUUGGACUUGUUCACUCAAUCACCGAUUCCAUCGAAGAAAUUGAAUGAUAAUCAAUUUUUGAACAAUAAAAUAAAUCGGGUAUCCGACAGCUUGAAAAGUUUUGCUUUCUUCUUCAGAUGA
Molecule: messenger RNA, 640 nt
Organism: Cotesia glomerata
Lineage: Eukaryota; Metazoa; Arthropoda; Insecta; Hymenoptera; Braconidae
Exons: 2
Coding region: 113-640 (175 amino acids)
Source: RefSeq, a predicted model, not a curated record